AUGUCGGGCAUACAAUCCUCAGCUCCAGUUCCAGCACAGCAAAUCCCGCCUGUCGCCGAAAGGGGUGCAGACAGCUUUGUCGAGACCCAGCUGCAGUUGCACAAGUUGCAGGAGCAACUGCAGAUGGUGCUCUUCAAUUUCUGCCGCGUGCUGCGGCCAUCUAUCAUCGAAGAGCACCACUGGCCCUGCUAUGCUGCUGCCGAGUUGCCCCACAUCGCCACCGCUGUUUUGGACUUCUGCGAGGGCGAUGAAGACCCCAUUGAACACCGAGGAGUAUCGCCCAAAAAGCGCAAGAAGUUCAUCAGAGACUUGCGUAUGUGUAGACUUAUCCGCAAUGCGGUAGCGCAUUGUUUACCCAUAACCGAGGAUCAAAUGAUGAGGUUUGCUACGAGUGGGCGCCGGAUAAUUGCCAUGGUCAAGAGGGUACUGGGGCCUCAGUAUGAAACAGAAAUGGCUGCGAUUGUGGGUAUUUGA
Molecule: messenger RNA, 474 nt
Organism: Aplosporella prunicola CBS 121167
Lineage: Eukaryota; Fungi; Ascomycota; Dothideomycetes; Botryosphaeriales; Aplosporellaceae
Exons: 2
Coding region: 1-474 (157 amino acids)
Source: RefSeq, a predicted model, not a curated record